AUGGAGCCAACAUCGACCCAUUCUACUAGCUCAAACAACGAAAGCCUCAGAAAGACUCAGUCUAAUUCUAGGAUUAUUAAAGAUAGUAAUUCUGUAUUGAACAGGUUAAAAAGUGAACUCAAGCAAUUGAUGUUUUCACAACCACCCGGAGUUUCGGCUUUUCCCGACUCGGACAAUUUAUUUAGUUGGGUCGGAUCGAUAACGGGACCAGAAGGAACGAUAUAUGAAGGUUUAACUUACAAGAUCAUCAUGAAGUUUCCGUCCGACUAUCCAUUUUCGGCCCCGUGUGUUCAAUUUCAAACACGCUGUUAUCAUCCAAAUAUAGAUGAAAUCGGUAACAUCUGUCUAGAUAUCCUCAAGGAUAAUUGGUCGGCCAUUUAUAAUGUGACUAGUAUCCUUAUUUCUUUACAAAGUCUUCUUGGAGAACCUAAUAUUGAUAGUCCAUUAAAUAACGAAGCUGCGGAACUCUGGGCUAAGCCAGAAGGAAGUGUGGUCACGCAUCCACGCUCGCAUAUCAAACAAUUGUGGAGUUCAGUUUUCGGACAAUAUCAAAAAAAUUCAAAGGAUAUGUCACAACCUAACACAGAUCACAUACCUUCAUCAUCUUCACCUACCCAUCAUUGGAUCACUGAUGAUGAGGAUGAAGAUCAAAAAGGAUCAUGUACGACCCCUUCAAAAAAUACUGCAAAGAGAUAUGCCACUUAUGAAUUAAAUUGGCAAGAUAACAAUAGUUCCGAUUAUUUCGAUUGUGAUUCAAAUGAUGACAUACCUGAUCAUAAUAUUAAUUCACAAAAUAAUGACACCCCCGUGGAUGAUUCCGUACAGCCUGCUAGAUGUUCAUCGCCUAACACGUCACCCCUUACAAUUCCAUCACCUUCCACUUCUCAGGAACCAUCACAACAGAAUGACCAACCUCGAUCCACUUCAUCUCAUUCCAAGAGUUCAUUUCCCCCAAUUUCCCCAAUCAAUACUAUGAGUCGACCUGAAUCACGUGUCUCGACCGAUAAUGAACCCCAAUCACCAUUUGGAGGGAUUACGGUAACGACUGUUAAAGUGGUAGAUAUCCUCCAUAGUCCUACACUAUCUCCUAAUGAAGAGGAUCCUUCAAUGAGAUCUUUUGCUGGAAAAGAUGAAUCAACUAUCCAUACACGGUCUAAUAAUAACAAUAACAAUUUUAUUGUUAACAAAAAUCAAUCAAUGAAUUCACGUCCUAAACCUUUAAACCUUUCGGCUACAGUACCUGUCAUACACGAACAUAAACAAAAUAUCAAUAAGUUUUCACUUCCGCAGACGCCACAGCAUCAGCCACCAUUGCCACAAUCACGCGUUAAAGAUAUUUCAACCGAAGAUUCUAAAAUGUUGAAACAGAAAAAACGUUCUUCAAUGAUUCGUUCUCAAAAAAGUAGAGGGGGCAAAGGGAAGAGUUUUAACACGAAUAGUAAACAACCGCCGAGCAUGAUACCAAAUGAACAAUCAUUUAUUGACCCAAGAUUAUUAGCACAACGAUCCCCUUUUAGAUCUCCUUCAAAAACAAACCGAAGGCAGGUUAAAAGAGGCGGAAAUGUUAAUAAAAAAAAAUUGUCUCAAAAGAAUAUGGAAUUCGCACCUACUUCGAACCCAGUACAUUCUAAUGAUCCAACAGAUAUGGAGGCUGACUUACUUCCAGUUAAAAACCAAACGUACCCAUGGUUACCGGGAUCAUCCAAACCACCUCAAUUACUUCACGCCUCUUUAGUUCCCCUUCCUCGACCUUCUGUGAAUCCAAAAAGAAAUUCAAAAGUAUUAUCUUCCAAUCCUAAUCGUUUAUCACGCGUUAAUCCUCAGAGGAAGCGCGAGUCAAUCAUUGUACCAAAUCCAAAUCGUGCGUCAUUAGUAUUUAGACGUCACAUUUUAGAGGAAAGUUUGAUGAUGUCGUUUGGUGGAAUGGUGGGUAAUGUUAAUAGUAAACCACAACCUCCCCAAAUAUCAAGACCAAUUAUUAAACGAAAAGCCAAAAAAUGUAGCAAUGCCAAAGUAGAAGAUAGAGAAGCAAGACGAGAGAGACGAAGAAAAGAAAAAUUGGAAAAAAGAUUUGCCGAAGAAGCGUCAAAUAAUAGCAAUAAUGUAAAUGUUCAAAUAGAAGGGGUAAAAUUAGAAAAUAAGAAUGGUGACGAAAUUGUCACUAAAACUUUAGAACAGAAUAGAAUUAUAGAAUAUCAAGAACUUGCUGAAAAAGUUGAAAUGCGUAAGAAAGAAAACCAAUCUUCACCGACUAAAUCAUCACAAGAUACAACAAUGAGCGAUUAUUUUUCACAACGAAGAUCUAAAGAUGAUGUUUCAUCAUCACCACCAGAACGAAAAAAGGAUGAUGAAAGCCCACAUUGUGAACCUAAACCGCCUCAUUUAGUAGCUCGUUCGAACUCCCUUGAACAUAUUUUAAGUAAGGAAAUGUCGAAACGUAAACAACCACCAUAUUCCCCGCCAAAUUCACCACCAUCGCCCGUGUCACGCACCCCACGUCCUAUUCCUUUGGAAGAAAGUGAAUCGGAUUCAUUUCAACCAUUGCCUUCUCCAGUUUUGACUUCAAACAAAUAUCAAAAAGUUGGAAUUAAUAUUCUAGGUGGAAUCUUUAAUAAACAAACAGUAAGGGAUGCUACUAGCCCACCAGUUUCGCAAAUGAGUUCGCCUGUAUUACAUCAAAUGCCAUCUCCUUUAUCACCAAGAUCGCCAUCCGCACCAAUUCCGUUGGUAUUGCCAUUACGUUCACCUAUUAAUAAUCCACCACAAUCUCCACCAUUAAGUCCAUCAAAAACUUUGAGAUUCCCACAACAGUUGCCACGAAUUGGAAGACCUCGGCGUGGAGUUGAAAAUGAUCCAAGCAGUCCUCCCGCUAUUCCAGAUCCAGAGAAAUUAAGAAAGAUGGAACGAUUUGAAGCUUUAAUUGCUAACUCAGAAAUGUCGAGUAGUAAAAAACCAAUAACUGGAAAAAUAAAAGCUCUAAUUACAAACACUUCUACAGUUGUAACGACUGCUGCUUCCUCUUCUAGUAUCACGAAUUCUAAUCCUAGUAUUGGUGUCCCUUUAAAUUCUAAUUUUCUCGGACGUUCAAGUGAAACUAAUUCAGAAUCACAAAAAGAGAAUAGGCAAAAAUAUUUAGCUAGAAACUCAUCAUCGACCAAUUCUGUAGCCGGAUCUGUUCAUUAUAGACCAGAGGAAAAAGCAAAAUUAGGAAAACCAAGUCAAGUAGAUGUUGAUGGUGUAAUAAGAGUGACAUUAACUCCGGCAGUUUGUCGAUGA
Messenger RNA from Funneliformis caledonium, 3276 nucleotides. The record is from the annotation of a GenBank genome assembly. Lineage: Eukaryota; Fungi; Glomeromycota; Glomeromycetes; Glomerales; Glomeraceae.